Molecule: messenger RNA, 2350 nt
Organism: Synchiropus splendidus (mandarinfish)
Lineage: Eukaryota; Metazoa; Chordata; Actinopteri; Syngnathiformes; Callionymidae
Gene: galcb
Product: galactosylceramidase b
Exons: 17
Coding region: 158-2152 (664 amino acids)
Biological process (GO): galactosylceramide catabolic process
Cellular component (GO): lysosome
Molecular function (GO): galactosylceramidase activity
Source: RefSeq, a predicted model, not a curated record
CUGUAGUUUUCCCCGGAUCCUGUCCUGACGAGGUGCACGACUUCCGCGGCCGCCGCAUCAUGUGAGCUGCGGCCAACAAUCCAGGAAGUUGUCAGACGAGCUUUGAAGCACAAGCACGGCGCUUUGGAACGGACCUGUUUCUCGCGUCGCUCCCGUCAUGGAGGAGCGCUCCUGGUCCGCACUCGCUCUCGUCUUAACUUUGUCGCUGGACGGCUGUGUUUGCUCCACUUAUACGCUGAGUGACGCCGCGGGACUGGGGCGAGAAUUCGAUGGAAUCGGAGGCUUGAGUGGUGGCGGGGCUACGUCUCGCCUGCUUGUGAAUUAUGCUGAACCGUACCGCAGUCAGAUCUUGGACUUUCUCUUUAAGCCAAACUUUGGUGCCAGUUUACACAUUCUGAAGGUGGAAAUUGGUGGUGAUGCUCAGACGACAGAUGGAACCGAGCCGUCACACAUGCACUAUGAAAACGAUGAGAACUAUUUCCGGGGCUAUGAGUGGUGGCUGAUGAAGGAGGCCAAGAAGAGGAACCCAAACAUCACUCUCGUGGGUUUGCCCUGGGCUUUCCCUGGAUGGGUGGGACAUGGGAAGAACUGGCCCUACGACACCCCUGACAUCACUGCGGCCUAUGUGGUGAGGUGGAUCCAAGGAGCCAAGCAGUGGCACGAUCUGGACAUCGACUAUGUUGGAAUUUGGAACGAGCGGAACUUUGACAUCAACUACAUCAAGUUACUGCGCUACACUCUGGACAAGAGCGGCCUGGAGAGAGUCAGGAUCGUAGCCAGCGACAACCUGUGGGAGCCCAUAGCCCUGUCGCUGGUGCUGGACGCUGAGCUCAGCGCGGCUGUAGAUGUUAUUGGGGCUCACUACCCGGGUACCACCACAGUUCCCGACGCCUUGAAAAGUCAGAAGAAGCUGUGGUCCUCAGAAGACUAUAGCACCUACAACGAUGAGCAGGGAGGAGGCUGCUGGGCUCGGAUUCUCAACCAGAACUAUGUGAAUGGACAGAUGACUGCAACCAUUGCCUGGAACCUGGUGGCCAGCUACUACAAAGACCUGCCGUUUGGCCGAGAUGGACUCAUGACUGCCGAGGAGCCCUGGAGCGGCCACUAUGUGGUGAACUCUCCCAUUUGGAUCACGGCUCACACCACGCAGUUCACCAAGCCUGGCUGGUUCUACCUGCAGACGGUGGGACAUUUGGACCAUGGUGGAAGUUAUGUAGCGAUGACGGAUGGAGCUGGAAAUCUAACGGUUGUCAUAGAAACCAUGACUCGUGACCACUCGGUGUGCAUCAGACCACCUCUUCCUCCCUUUGAUGUGACACCACAAAACGCCACGUUCCAGCUGAAGGGGUCGUUUGCCUCCAUCAGGGAGCUGCACCUUUGGCGGUCGCGCUUCAACUUCAAGACCAAGCAGCCAACUCUGUUUGAGGAGCUCCGUCCUCUGAAGGUUUCAGGCGGAUCCUUCACUCUAAAUCUCUGUGAGGACGAGGUGUACACGGUGACAACGGUUCCCUCGGGCAGGAAAGGCGCUCACCCGGAGCCUCCUGCUUCCUCCCCCUUCCCCAAGCUCUACAAGGAUGACUUUAACAACAGAAACCCCCCUUUCUCCGAGGCGCCCAACUUUGCAGACCAGACUGGAGUGUUUGAGUACUUUGUGAACCUGAGCGCCAGCGGCUCUCACGUCUCCACCCUGCGGCAGGUGCUGACGCAGAGGCCGGUGACCUGGGUCGCAGACGCCGACCAAACCAUCAGCGUGAUCGGAGACUACCAGUGGCAGAACGUGACCGUCGCGUGCGACGUUUUCAUGGAGACCGUCGGGAAAGGCGGCGUGUUCGUCGCAGCCCGGGUGGAUAAAGGAGGGCAGCUGGUCCGCAGCGCGAAGGGCGUCUUCUUCUGGAUUUUUUCAGAUGGAACAUUCAAAGUGACAAACGACCUCGCUGGUCUGACGGUGUUGGCCGAGGGAGAGUCCGGUACCAGAGCAAACACCUGGUACACCAUGUCUCUCACUGUCGAUGGCAACUAUGCGUCCGGACAGCUGAAUGGAUACACGCUGUGGAAAAACGCCGUGGUCCUGGGACCUCAGAACGGCUGGGCUGCGAUCGGAACUCGCUCAUUCGAGCUGGCACAGUUCGACAGCUUCUCUGUGGCAGCGUAGACGGCCAGGAGCUCGAUGCGCUGCUCAGACGGGAACCUAACAAGCUUCAGAGACUUUUAGAUUUCAUGUCUUUUUCACUUGUUUUACUCCUAUUUGAUGAAUAUCGUUUUUUUAAUGAUUCAACAGUCGACUACUUCAUGAUGCUUCACUAAACCGCGGGGAAGACUCUCGGAUAAAUCAAUAUUUCUUUCUUCCACA